Messenger RNA from Linum tenue, 732 nucleotides. NCBI's taxonomy places the organism in Eukaryota, Viridiplantae, Streptophyta, Magnoliopsida, Malpighiales, Linaceae. The record is from the annotation of a GenBank genome assembly.
AUGUCCGAAGAGGAUCAUCAACUCUACUUCCACCACCACCGCUUCACCGGCGCCGGCGACGACGCUGCUCCCGUUUUCCCCAACUACCCAUAUCCCGCCGCCGGCGGGUUCCUCGUCGACAAAGCACCACCACUAUCUGCUUCUACUCCAUACAACAACAUGAGCCUCACCGACUGCCUCCAUGGAUCCGCCGAUCACUACCACUCCCUCGCCAAAGCCUUCGCCCUCGACGCGAACCCAUCGCCGUCGUCGUUGUCCUACAGCGAAGUGGAAGAUCAUCAGGCGGCAGAGGUGGAGGACGAUGGAAGUAAUAAUAUUAAUUGUCCUGACAGUAAGAAAGAGAAGAGUACUGGCAAAGGGAAGAAGGUGCAAGCUGGGAAAGGGGAGAAGAAGAAACGGCAGAGAGAGCCGCGGUUUGCGUUCAUGACCAAGAGCGAGGUGGAUCAUCUUGAAGAUGGCUAUCGGUGGAGGAAGUACGGCCAGAAAGCUAGGGUGGAGAGAUCAUUCGACGAUCCAUCCGUAGUCGUCACUACCUACGAAGGUCAGCACAACCAUCCCCUUCCGUCAACCCUCCGCGGCAACGCCGCCGCCGCAAUGUUCUCCCAGUACUCAAUGCUCGCCCCUUCCGUCAUUCAUAGGCACCACCGUAAUAAUCAGCCGCAGCAGUUGCAGUUCUCCGGCGACGACGACUAUGGACUGUUGCAAGACAUCGUGCCUUUCUGUGUUCUUUAA